Messenger RNA from Iphiclides podalirius (scarce swallowtail), 606 nucleotides. Lineage: Eukaryota; Metazoa; Arthropoda; Insecta; Lepidoptera; Papilionidae. The record is from the annotation of a GenBank genome assembly.
AUGGGCGACGCUCGCCGACGUAGAGGGGCCAAGCGGACCAAGAAUCCCGGGCGUAAGAAAUGCGCGUCCGCGGCCGACGGACGGCGUCGAUUAAUUACUAAUCGAUACCGGUGCAUCGGUGGCGUUCACAAAUGGACGCCGCGCGAGAUUUACGAUCGCAUUACGCGGCGUGACACCGAAGCCGCGUCGUCGCGAAAGGUUAAUUGGUGGCUUGUCGCGCCGAAAAUAGCGGGCCGUUUUUCCUCCGAAUGGCGCAUCACUAGGCCGGCCCAACAUGGCCGCCCGCGACGGCUGCUUAGCGAAAACGCGUCGAACUGUGACGCGCCGCGGCAGCCGUCCGCGCGUUCGGAUAUCGGAACGCUGCUUCGCGCCGAUCGCGAUUCGAAAUUAGAAUGCGCGCCCCGUUCGCUCCUUCGUCUCGGGCCCUCGGACGUUUUAAUGCCUAGAGAGAUGCCCUUGACAGUGGGACGACGGGGCUCUAAUCGCCGACUUACUUCUGACCACCUGAGCUCAGGUGAACGCGCCACGCAGACAUACGUCCCAACAACAGUACGCAUAGCAAUUUUAACCAAUCUGAUGAACAUAGUUGGUACUCGACUGGAGGAG